UCAUGGGCAUAGCAUUCGGGUCGGUUUCUUUCAUGAAUUGGGCUAUCGGGCUCUAUUAGCCCAAGCCAACAUGUGAGUGAACCGCGCGGGCCCAUCAAUUUUCCGGAAACUACAAACUUCCGGAGGUAACGGAGAGAGCGAAAACCUUUGUUUUAUGAGACCAAUCAGGCUUCCCGGGCCGCCGAGCGGCGAGAUUCCGGGCACGCUAGGGUCGAGUGAAGGUUUAGUCUCCGGCGUGAUCAGACGAGCAGCAAUAAUCGGCAAUGGAUUCUCCGGCGCUGAGAGUCAGUGCUUAGGCUUGGUUCGCGCUCUGGGCCUCUCCUCCGGCCUUACCCUUUACCGGGCCACUAGGCCAAGAGGAGGUCUCAACAAGUGGCUCCAUUGGCUUCCAGUUUCAAUCCACAGAAGAGUGGACUCUCUUAUAAGGAGUAUCUAUGACGAUUAUUGGAGAUAUGGAGGAAAUGCUAAUGCCCACAUGGGGACGCCUUCUUCAACUGAAAGAACUGGUAUUUUAUGGGAAAAUUGUAAUUCUCUCUCAGACUUAGAAUUGAAGAAGUUUAAUAAUCUAAAUGGUAAGGUGGCUGGGCUUGCGGAUGCGAAGCAGAUUGCGAGGAUGGCUCGUGAUACGUUUAACAAGGAUGGUCCCUUAUUGGUGGUAGCAUCUGGUAGCGGUACCAUUUCAGUAUCAAGCUCUAUAAGACGAUUAGCUCCAGAGAAUGUUUUUGUUGUUCAGAUACAACAUCCCAGAUCACGUUUGAAUAGGUUUGAUUUGGUGAUUACUCCUCAUCAUGACUAUUAUCCAUUGACUCCUCAAGCUCAGGAGCAAGUCCCAUGGUUUCUUCGGAAGUGGAUAACUCCACGCGAACCUCCUGAUAGGCAUGUGGUUCUCACUGUGGGAGCUCUUCACCUGGCUGACUCUGCUGCAUUGAGAACUGCAGCUUCUGUUUGGCAUGAUGAGCUGGCAGUGCUUCUAAAGCCCUUGCUGGUUGUCAAUAUUGGAGGGCCUACCAGCAACUGUGAGUAUGGAACAGAUCUGGCAGAGCAGUUAACAGAUAUGCUGCGGAAAGUUCUAUGGAGUUGUGGAAGUGUUCGGAUAUCUUUUUCUAGAAGAACACCUCAGAAGGUGUCUAAUGUUUUAGUGAAAGAAUUUAGUAAUAACCAUAAGGUUUACAUUUGGGAUGGUAAAGGUCCAAAUCCACAUAUGGGGCAUCUAGCUCUGGCUGAUGCUUUUGUCAUCACAGCAGAUUCUGUGAGUAUGUUGAGUGAGGCUUGUAGCACUGGGAAGCCUGUCUAUGUUGUAGGAGCUGAGCGGUGCACAUGGAAGUUUGCCGACUUCCAAAAGAGAUUAUAUGAUCAUGGAGUGGUUAGACCAUUCACUGGUGAAGAGGAUAUUUCUGAGGUCUGGAGCUAUCCUCCAUUAAAUGACACUGCAGAGGGUGCUAGACAUGUAAUGGACGCGCUCGCUGAGCGUGGAUGGAGAAUACAAUCAGCUGAGAAUGAUGUGCUCUUCUAACUUCAGCAUGACCAACUUUAUGCAGUGCACCAAAUUGAUUCCUCCCUGGUGCAUUGUUUAUCUGAGAUUUUAGCAGUUGCCAAAAGCAGUUAAGUUUAAACUGACAUCUUGAACUUCUGACACAUUGUAAAAUUAAUUUUGAAUUGAUCCCCCAGUUUUGUCGUUUGAUACAACCUAGGGUUUUAGUCUAUAGAAGAGCAGCAAGUAAAAAGAAAGCAGACAUGACAGUUUCACAGUAUCCUAUACAGCUGCUUUCAAUUAAUGUAUUUUGCUGUGCACUUCUUAAUUUUGGCAACUUUAGUGUAUGCUAAUUAACAAUGAAACAUUGAUUAACCUGGGUUAAAAUGGAUGAUAUUUGAGAUCAUUGAUUAACCUGGGUUAAACAGCUUCACAGAUC
Molecule: messenger RNA, 1910 nt
Organism: Manihot esculenta (cassava)
Lineage: Eukaryota; Viridiplantae; Streptophyta; Magnoliopsida; Malpighiales; Euphorbiaceae
Product: mitochondrial fission protein ELM1
Exons: 10
Coding region: 155-1513 (452 amino acids)
Biological process (GO): mitochondrial fission
Cellular component (GO): mitochondrial outer membrane
Source: RefSeq, a predicted model, not a curated record